Rhineura floridana is the source of this 4024-nucleotide messenger RNA. It is a transcript of the gene SLC25A16, whose product is annotated as solute carrier family 25 member 16. The transcript has 9 exons. Gene Ontology annotation, cellular component: mitochondrial inner membrane. The record is from RefSeq and is a predicted model, not a curated record. Bases 375 to 1337 code for a protein of 320 amino acids. Gene Ontology annotation, biological process: transmembrane transport. NCBI's taxonomy places the organism in Eukaryota, Metazoa, Chordata, Lepidosauria, Squamata, Rhineuridae.
GGCUGUUAAGCAACCUCUCCCACAACCUUCUGACGCUAUCAGCGAGCGCCUGGCGCCUGGCGGAGCAGCCCAGAGAGGCCGUGGCAAGAACGAUGCCCGGAGCGCAGGAGGCGCUUCUCCCAGGCCGCAAAGAGGUCCAAGUGAGGGACUCAGACGAGGCCUUGGGCCAUACAGGCAAACAAGCAAUCGCUCGCCCGUCCCCCCUUUAUUUCUCUGCGUUUCCGCGCUGAGCCCCGCCUCUGAGCCUUGCUGGGCGGAGGCACAGCCCACUCGGUGCCAUGUGCUGGAGGUCCUAGGAACAGUUUGAGUAAAGCCGCGGCUUCCUCUUCUCUCCGCUGUCUCCGCUGUGUUUCCGAGGGACCCAUCUCGGCCUUAUGACCACUGAGGCGAUGACGGGGCCCAGCGCCCGCCUCCCUUCAUCUCCAGCGGGGAGGGACUUUAACUGGCACCGCUCUUUAGUGGCGGGAGGUGUUGCAGGAUGUUGCGCCAAAACAACUAUUGCACCAUUGGAUCGAGUAAAGAUUUUGUUACAAGCUCAAAAUCAUCAUUACAAACAUCUAGGUGUGAUCUCUACAUUGUGUGCUGUCCCAAAAAAGGAGGGUUACCUAGGAUUCUAUAAAGGAAAUGGAGCAAUGAUGAUUAGAAUAUUUCCAUAUGGUGCAAUUCAGUUCACAGCGUUUGACCAGUAUAAGGAGAUGAUAAAGAAGAAACUUGGCAUUUCUGGGCAUAUUCGCAAAUUAAUGGCUGGAUCCAUGGCAGGUAUAACUGCAGUAAUUUGUACCUACCCUCUUGAUAUGGUGAGAGCACGUCUGGCAUUCCAAGUAAAAGGGGAUCACAAGUACAAUGGAAUUAUUCAUGCAUUCAGCACCAUUUAUACAAAGGAAGGUGGUAUGCAAGGAUUUUAUCGAGGGCUUAUGCCAACAAUUGUAGGAAUGACUCCAUAUGCAGGUGUUUCAUUUUUUACCUUUGAUACCUUAAAAGGUGUGGGACUUGCCCAAGCACCUACCCUGCUUGGGAAGCCUUGCUUAGAUAAUCCUGAUGUGUUAGUUUUGAAAACUCAUGUAAAUUUGAUGUGUGGUGGCAUAGCUGGAGCAACAGCACAGACAAUAUCAUACCCUCUUGAUGUAACACGUAGACGAAUGCAGUUGGGAGCAAUACUUCCAGAUUCUGAAAAAUGCCUUACAAUGGUACAGACUCUGAAGUAUGUGUAUGGAAACCAUGGAAUACGAAGAGGAUUAUACCGUGGAUUAUCCCUGAAUUAUAUUCGGUGUAUUCCUUCACAAGCUGUUGCCUUCACUACUUAUGAAUUUAUGAAGCAGUUCUUGCACCUCAAUUAAAGACUCUUACAUUUAAUUGAAAAACACCUGUUGUUUUAGUACUGUAUCUGUAAAAAUUCCUGUUUCAAAUAAUUAUCACUGUGGAAUCACUAGUACUUAUAGUGCUUUCUUUAUCAGAAGAGGUAUAGCAUGUAAAUAGGACAGAAAUUGGGUAAGUUAUUUGUUAUGCAAACAUACAGUGUGGAAGAUCAUUGAAGGAAAUAAAAAUAAAUUUGGUAAGCUGAAAUGUACUAUGAAAAGUAGGAGUUCCAAACUUUUGCAUUUUUGUAUUCCAUUUCAUUUCAAGAGUUUGCUUUCAUUUUUUUAUCGGGCAGUUAAGUAUCUGCUUUUCUAAAGAGUUGACUACAUACCUUAGCAUAAGAUUAUAAUUAAUUGCAGAUGCACCCGGAAACCCAAUUAAACUCAGUUUGACUUGCUUCCAAGCAGGAGUUUAAAGUUCAGAUGUCAUUCUGUAGUCCACAAACUAAAAAGUCUGUUACUGAAAUCCCAUUCAUGGAUUACAGUCUUUAAUUUUAAUUUCAGAAUUUCUAAUAUAAGUAGAUAAUAUAACAGUUUGUUUAUGUGAUACAGAACUCAUGCUUGGGUUCUUAUAAGAGGCUUGCACUAGCCCAGUGGAAUGCUUAAUGUUUGUCUUUGAACUGUUCAUUAUGCCUUAUUACAAAGUGGUUUUGAAACUCUGUUAAGGAUUGGAGUAGAUGUGAUGUGGGAGAUCAUGUGGUGGUUUUUGGCUUCUUUUAAAUUGGGGAAGUGGUGCUUUAGGAGGUGUUUAGUCCUUUCCUGCAAUCUACUCUCCUGCCCCCAACCAUUAUUAGCUUCAUAGGAGGCAGGAAAGAAGGAUACAUCUUCUCUGAACUUCAGUCACGUGAAUGUAAAACAAAUAUAGAAGGCUGCUAUGGAUCUCUGUUGUCAUUUCUAUUUUGUUCCUAACUUUCAAAACACUUUGCCAUUAAGCAUGGGGAAAAUUUUUCAAGAAAAUGAAGUCUAAAACUUUCUUGGACUCAUGGAAUUCCAUGAUCUUUGGGAUAAUGGCCCUUAUUUCUCUAUAUUACAAACCUCAAUCCUAUACAUGCCUACUCAGAAGUAUCCCUUUGAGUUUAGUGGAGUUCUGUAUUUUAUUAAUCAGUAAUACUGAAACACUAUAGUCCUAUUUGGUUUUCCUCUUCAUGUGAUGGCUGGCCCUGCUCCUUCUAAUGUGUCUGUUUCACAUUAUGUGAUUAAUUCAUGAGGAAACUCAUUUAAAAAUGUGCUUUAACUUGUUUAACUUGCUGUAGACUCAGUUGAAUUUCUAAAAUGUCAAGAGGGCACAAACAAAUAAAUUAUCUGUAUGGGUCCAGUCUUAAAAUCACUUGAGGCUAAUGAAAGUUGAAGUUAUUUUACAGUUUAUAGCAGCCUUCACCAUCCUGGUGCUGAUGGAAGUUGUUGUCCAAAACCUUUGGAGGGCACCAAUUUGCUGAAGGUUGAUUUAUAGCACCUCAUGAAAUAUAUACAUGAGUAAAAAGGGUCAUGUCUUUGCAUGGGUUUUAUUUUGGUCAGAUUGUCAGCAUCUAACGCAAGACUGACUUGCAUUUUGCAUAUGGGCCAUGAUGCGCACUCUUCUUCCGGAAGAUGAGGGAAAUUAAGAGUUUUCUUAAAUGAAUAAUAACUACAAUGCUACCAUUCUGAAGCAAACAGGUCUUAACUACUUGCAGUAGCUAUGUUUGCACAUGCAACCUGUAGAUUUGGGAUGAAGAACCUGUGCUACCUCAGGUGAUGUUGGACUCCAGCUCCCAACAGUAUGACCAGUGGUUGGGGUUGAAGAGAGUUGUACUCCAACAACUUUUUGAGGGCCACAGGUUCUCUAUCCCUGCUGUACAGUAUAAUAGUCUCCUACACUGAAUGAUUUUUGUGUGUGCCUUCUGUUAUAACUUCUCUGGCAAUAGGAUGCAACUUUAAUAAGCCUUCAUUUAUCUCUUAACCCUGAAAAAAGGCCAUUCCAACAGUGGGGACUUUGGCUUUUCAGUAAAGUUCUAUCCAUGUUGCAUUAUCAUAGCCUUGCUGCCCAGUGUUGAUUUGGCUAUGCCUUUUUUUCAAGUGGACCUGCCCACUUUUUGCAACAAGUCCUACCCAUUUUGCCUGGAGUGAUGCCGCAGGGCAGUUAGGUUAUGCAUGGGUCAGUAUUGGCAGGCCUGGCAAGCUCUUCCCUGAACUUUCCCCCCUUCACUAGACUUCUAAUUUCACCUUCCUAUUGCUAGUAAUAAGUUGUGUAUCUUUGUUAUUUUUAUUUAAAAAAUUGUUUUUGAUUUAUACUCUGCAUUGGCAAAAUUCUGAUUUUAUCACCUAAAUGGUAAAACUAUUUUCCUGAUUUCACUUGUAAACCAAUGUAAUUUAUGUAUUGUAAAUACUUGUACAUGGAGUAUGGAACUGGUAAGAGUUACGUUACCAAAUCUAACAGCAGCUAUAAAAUGGCUUUUGGUUAUGGUUCAUAGCUGGGACAUAAAAGUUCUGUAGUUUGAUCUUUUUUAUUUCAUUGAAUAUGUGUAUUUAGACAUUUGAUAUUACAAUUAUUGGCAGAGAGAUGUAUCUAUUUUAAAAUAAAAUGUCUCAAAUAGCAAUAUGAUGAAGUAUACCAGCCAAUAUCAAUGCAUGUGUUUGAAAUUUUAUAUUUUUUCCAUUUUAUGCAGAUGUAAAAUGUUUGAAAUGAUAUUAAA